Molecule: messenger RNA, 1518 nt
Organism: Patiria miniata (bat star)
Lineage: Eukaryota; Metazoa; Echinodermata; Asteroidea; Valvatida; Asterinidae
Product: fatty acid-binding protein, brain-like
Exons: 1
Coding region: 190-606 (138 amino acids)
Biological process (GO): fatty acid transport
Cellular component (GO): cytosol; nucleus
Molecular function (GO): fatty acid binding
Source: RefSeq, a predicted model, not a curated record
ACGGGGUUAGUGUUUGUAUAGUGAUAUUGCAGAAUCAUGCACACGCCUAUGAAUCCAUUGUCAGCAUAAACACAGAGGGUGGGUAUUAUUGAGUGGAUACCGUGUGACAGUGCAGUUCUCGCGAAGCAGCUCUGCUGAAUUGAAAGCAUCGCCGAUAACUUGGGACUGAGACAAAUAUCCUGUAAAAUCAUGGCACCGAUUAAUCUGGACGGCAUCUGGAAAAACGUCAAGAACGAGAAUCUGGACAACUUCCUCAAGGCACUGAAUCUCAACUUCGCGGUGCGAAAAAUGGCGGCGUCACAAAGUCCGGUCUUGGAGAUCAGUCAGAAGGGAGACGUCUUCAAAAUCAUCACCAAGGGCCUCAAGACGUUCGAGACCAACUUCACCGUAGGGCAGGAGUAUACUGACAGGAACCCGCUAAACGACAAAGAGCCGAGUACGUACCUGCCGAUGUGGGACGGAGACAAGCUACGCACGGAGAACAAGAGCCAUCCAGAUGCGAUUCACUUUGUCCGUGAGUUGAUCGACGGUCAAAUGGUCCAAACACAGACCGUUGGAACAGGAGACAAAGCUGUGGUCUGCAAGAGGAUCUUUGCCAAGAAGUAGACGUUGGAUGCAUGAAGACACAACAUGAACAGACGGUAUCAAUGAUGCGGUACAAACAUCUCACUUAGAACUAGAGCCAUCGGUGGACAUGCCAGUAACUUUUUACUGAUCAUUGGAACAAACACAUACUGAAAUUUGUAUCCUUGUGGAGACAUUUCUUUGUUCUCAUGUACCAAAGUUUUCGUGUUUGAAAGUACAGUUUCAAAAUGCUCUUAUUUUAACCAGAAUUAAUUUCCUUGGCUGAAAUUCGGACUUAAUAUCCCUUUUCUAAAACUCUACUAUUUGCGACGGAUCAACAUACCUUGGAAAUUCUAGUUUUUGAGUAAAAUCCAUAUGUCUAUUUUGUGAAAACCUUGUGGAGACGUAUUCAUCUAUAGAAAUUACCCUGUGGAGACGUAUACCAUCUUUUGUUCCCUAUUGUUUGCAUGAUGUCUCCAGAGGGCACGGUGUAUCAGAUCUCUUUUUGUAUAGGGGUUUAUGCCAAUAUCUGUUUACACCAUUUGACAACGGACCUCAUAUGAUUAUAUUAUGUACACUUUGAUUCACUUCAUAUCACGCCUGGUAAUUAAUGGAGACCUACUUGACUUGUCCAAAAUCAGUCAAACGUUGCGGUGCGUAAAAUGGCGAUAUCACAAACUCCGGUCCUGGAGAUCGGUAUCAUCACCAAGGGUCUCAAGACGUUCGAGAUCAACUUCUGGUAAUUAAUGAAGACCUACUUGACUUGUUCAAAAUCAGUCACACGUACUGGUAAUUACUACUUAAACUUAAAACAAAAUAAACACUUAUACAUUUCCAAAUCCAGCCCAUGCAAACAUACCGUCGACCCAACUGGCAGUUGGUAUUUGCAAUGUUUGUGUCUUGAACCGAAGAUGAUAUUAAAGCCUUUGAUGUUUCAUAAUUAUACUCAACAUU